CAAUAUGACCUCGGAGAAGUAUAUCUUACUUUGGAUCAUGGUUAUGUUACAUUAUGUGUUUUUUAAACAGUGAAACUUAAUUUUUCAUGUCAUCCUAUGUCGGUAUUACAGAUUAUGGAGGACAAACAACUUAAAGAAAUUGCAAAACAUCUGGUCACUGACGUCAUACAAAAAGCCACGGAAUACGUCCGGGCGGAAAAAGAAGAAAUGACCGGUCAACUGGACAAGGGCGUGGACGACAUAGUUCAACUGACCAUCGGACAGUCCAUCACAGCCAUUCGUAGUGGACAAAUAUCACCAACUGACCACAAGAUGGCCGAAAUGACAGGUCAACUGGAUAAGGAUGUGGACGAUAUUGUAGGUAGAGCCAUUGAGGGGUCAAUCACCGCCAUUCGUAGUGGUCAAACAUCGCCAACUGACCACAAGAUGGCCGAAAUGACAGGUCAAAUGGAUAAGGCUGUGGACGAUAUUGUAGGUAGAGCCAUUGAGGGGUCAAUCACCGCCAGUCGUAGUGGUCAAACAUCACCGACUGACUACAAGAUGAGAAGCUGUGAGAUACAGGAAAAGACAAGAGAGCAUGGAACCGGAAAUGACGCAGAAUUACAAAAGGCAAAAACCUACCCAACUGACAAAGAUCAGGCAAGCGGAGUUCCACAGAUCGUCAUUCAAGAUAAAGCUGCAGACAAAGUGAAGAAAACAUUUUUCGAACGUCAUCUGGACAGACUUCUCGGGAGAGAAAAGAAAACUGCAAAGAAAAUGAAAUCAGAGCUUCGAGACAGCACCCCCAAUGGAGGAAGUAGAAAACGUCCAUCAAAGGCCCAUAACAAAAGGGAUUGGAUCCUUAAAAACAUCCUGUGCUGUUUUGUCCGCCAGACGGUGACAGUGGAGUCAAUUGAUGACUAAAUAGAUAAUUUGUGUGAGAUUAUUAUGUUAACUGUGUUUGUGGUAGGACAACGUCAGAAAAAUCAGAGAAGACUGCGAUAUGUUGUAUACAUCCAGAUCCGGAAUAAAAGUGUACCAAGUGAACACGUGAAAACAUUAUGAUAAAAAAGAUUGAUAUGUUUAUGGAGAUAACAUAUUUUUCAUGAAUUCAUUUUUUUUUUUUUUUUUUUUUAGUAAAAAUAAUCGAUAUAAUCACUCACCUAUAACACGUAUAGCAUAAAUGAUGUGGCAGUAUAAUGUACGUUUAAAGCUAAUAUGGCUAUUUAGACUUGUUUUAAAAGCUAUCAUUAGAAAAUAAAGAGGUAGAGAACAUUUUUGCGCAUUAUUGA
This is a messenger RNA of Pecten maximus, 1271 nucleotides long. RefSeq lists its product as uncharacterized. The transcript has 4 exons. NCBI's taxonomy places the organism in Eukaryota, Metazoa, Mollusca, Bivalvia, Pectinida, Pectinidae. The record is from RefSeq and is a predicted model, not a curated record. Bases 97 to 903 code for a protein of 268 amino acids.